ACAGAUGAGCGGCAUCGCAGCGGAGAUCGGUUGUGGACUUUGGGUGAUGUUUGUGCCAAGCACAUCCUCCGCCAGCCACACCCUCCCGCCUCAUGUGCUUGCAGGACUCGGUUUCUGUGCGGUUGUCUGUGCACUUUGCCGUGCGUGCGUGUCGGUGCGAGCACCCGCAGCAUCAGUAACACAAAGAGGGUCGAAGAGCUGUGGAUGGGAGAUACAAGGCGCGGUGGGCAACUUCAAGACCGAUUUGCGGGCAAACAAGAUCACUUAUAAGCCCCAGAGAGAGGAGGCAACAGCAGCGCCGCUGGUCUGGUCUGGGUAAAAGAGACAGACAUUGUGCAGAAGGCCAGAUCGAUGUUCCCUAAGAUUUUACUGCAGUGGUGCGCAGCCCUGUCGAGUUGUGCCGUUGAAAUAGAGAGGCGACGACAGGGCAAAUUCCAGCCGUUCAGACGCCUGUUUGGGAAGAGGAAGAAGAAGGCAGAAGAGCGGGACUUCGAUACAGCAGAGCUGAAAACUAGCUUCACCACAGGGGAAGUGUCUAACGGAGUCAUCUCAGAUGAUGAGACCAAUCAACAUCUGAGGGAGCUGAACCCCAUUGGGUCUCAAGCCCUCUCCCACAACAGUGUGUUUAUCCCAGAGGAAGCAGUACAGGAGCUCAGCCCAGAACAAACCAUGUCCCAGGAAAACGUCUCCGAUAAAGUCAGGAACUUGCAGCGGCAGAUAGCACAGAAUAUCAAGUUUGGCCAGAAGCCCCCCUCUCUGAGGAAGAGUGAGGGAGAUGAGGGCAGCUCGGAUGAAGAGGAGGUGCCCAGUAGCCCUCUGAGGGUCUUAGCCCAGGUGGAAGCUGAGCCAGUGGACAUAGAGCCAAAGGGGGCCAGUCGGGACCAAGAGGCCAGUGAGAGCCAUGGAGCUCCCCAGGCUGAAGCCCCCAGCACUCCAGUGAAAUCUCCCAUGUCCAAACAAGUUCUUCCAGCCAUCGGCACCAUUGAGUCCAUCGACCUGGAUGGAGUCACACAGUCUGUCCCUCGCCUGGACAACACCGCUGCCAAGCAUAAGCUGUCUGUCAAACCCAAAAACCAGAGGAUCUCCCGCAAGCACCACCGGUAUACACAGGAUCUGCAAGAGGUGGAUAUCCCUGGCGUACAGCAGGAGGAGAAAGAUGCAGCAGACAGCCAACACAGGAACGCUGAGGAGGAGACACCCCCAGAGAAAACCAAGAAGCAGAAACUGCAGGAGGAGGAGAGAUGGGAGUCCAGGAGAAAGAGAGAACUGGCGGAACAGAGGCACAGAGAGGAAGAGGAAGAUAGGAAGAAGAAAGCAGAGGAGUGGCGGCUGUGUGAGUUAGAGGAGGAGCGAUGUUGCAAACAAGAGGGACGUAUACUUAAAAAGGAGGAGGAAAGGAGGCAGAGAGAGGAGAUGGAGAGGAGGAUGAAAGAAGAAGAGGAGAGGAGGCAGAGAGAGGAGAUGGAGAGGAGGAUGAAAGAAGAAGAGGAGAGGAGGCAGAGAGAGGAGAUGGAGAGGAUGAAAGAAGAAGAGGAGAGGAGGCAGAGAGAGGAGAUGGAGAGGAGGAUGAAAGAAGAAGAGGAGAGGAGGCAGAGAGAGGAGAUGGAGAGGAGGAUGAAAGAAGAAGAGGAGAGGAGGCAGAGAGAGGAGAUGGAGAGGAGGAUGAAAGAAGAAGAGGAGAGGAUAGAGAAAGAAGAAGAAAGAAGGAUGAGAGAAGAUUUGGAGCUUAUGCAACGAGAGGAGAAGGAGAGGACACUGGAGGAAGAGGAAAAGAAGAAAGAGGAAGAGGAAAGAAGUAGGAAAGAAGAAGAGAAGAGGAAGCAGUGUGAACUGGAGGCAGAGCGUCUUCGUGUAGAUGAGGAAAAGAGACUAAAAGAGGCAGAAGAGGAGGAAGAGAGAAUGAAAAAGCAGUUGAAGAAAAAGAGAAAACUGCUUACAGAGGAGGAGAGGAAGAAAAAUGAGGAGGAGGAGGAGGAGGAGGAGAAGAGGCUGUGUGCAGAAGCGGCUGCGAGCAGCUCUGACCCUGAGAGGAAGAGGAGGGCAGAGGAGGUGCGCUGGAGAGAGAUGGAGAAGAGACAGAGGCCGUUCACUGUCAAAGGGUCCUCUGGGGAGAAGCAGAUCCUGUUCCAGAAGGUCAACCUAACGCCUGUUAUACCGGCCUCCAGUCAGCAGGGGAGCGCUGUGACUGAACACAGAGAGAGAGCCAAGGCCUCAUUGCUUGGAGGAGCUGACUCGCCCACCCUCCUGUCCUCUCAGUAUGUCUGCCACACAGCCAUCCUGGUGACAGGUGCCCAGCUUUGUGGGACUGCUGUCAACCUGGACCAUAUCAAAGAAAUCGCUCGUAAGUCUCUCCUGGGUCUGACAGAUGAAAAGAAAGCUACCAUGGAAACCCCACCACCAACCAAGAGCAAUACCCCACCAGUACGCAAGUCUGGAAAAACCAAAUCCCUCAGUGAGUCCACAGACCAGUCCAGUGCAGCCGUUCUUGCAGAGUGGGCCAGUAUCCGCUGCAAGAUAUUUAAGGGGGCGGAGGAGGGGAAGUAUGAGGAAUACCCAGACCCCCAUAGCCAAAGCCGACCCAGCAGUGAGGACCAGAGUCCGUUUCCCCAUACCAACCUCAGGAAGACCAUGUCCGCCAGCGCCAAGUUCUCUAUCACUCCGGCCAGGAAGAAGUUUGCCGACUCCAGCAGGAACUCUGAGGUGUUGAAUCCGGAAGAGAAGGAAGGAGGAAGCCCAGCCUCUGCUCUCUCCAACAUCUCCCCCAGCACCGCUGUUCCCCCUGCAGCCUCACCAGCCCCAGGCAGCAAAGCCCAGAGCAGUUGUGGUAAGACCGUCCGGAUCGCAGCCAGAAAAGGGGAGUGCAUGUUUGCCAAAGACCUCCCAUCGUUCAUAGUCCCCAGGUCUUCCCAGUGGUCCCCCAGACCUGAGGGGUCAGUGACAGACGCUGUGAGCCUGGGAGGAGAAUCAGAGGACUCUGACGGCCGGGAGGAAGGGAGGGAGCAGGGCCAGCCCUCUCCUUUUGGGAUCAAGCUGAGGAGGACCAACUACUCCCUCCGCUUUCACAGUGAUCAGUCGACAGACAAGAGGAAGAAGAGGUACAGUGCCGGUGACAGCUUCAAUGGUGUCCCCCCACCUCUGACCCCCAUUGACCUUGACUCUGACACCUCAGUGUUCUCUGAUAGAUCCAGCCCUGCGUCUCCACUCAGAGAGAGCAUUCCUGGGGAAAAUCCUGGACAUAUGGUUGUAUGUCUUCCAAAGCCCCGUGUCCAAGCAGGCAAGUCUCCCACCCCUUCCAUGCACAGCAAGGAGGAGAAGCCAUCCAAGCCCUCACUCUACCAAAGACCGAGCACAUCCCCUAAACCUGCCACCCCUCCCCCCUCUCCACUCCCCAAGGUGGGCAGAGGGAGUUCAAGCGAUGCAGUGGUCCAGAGGACGAGGGUGGGGGCUGAUUCAGCUGGCCAUGAGGGGCGAGAUGAGAGGAGGGAAAAAACCUCAGCUGUGGCCCAGCUCCACAGGAACGGCCAGGGACAGGGCCAGGGGGGUCAGGGGGAGGAGGAGCCCAAGGAGAAGAGGUCCUUCUUCCCCUCCAUCAGUAUGCCCUGGAGGGAGAAGGCUGACAGGAAAACGGAGCUCAUCAGGAAAGAAGGGAAGCCAUCGCUGCAGAGCAGGCACUCGUUAGACAGCGUACGGGUCCAGGACAAGGAGGCGGGGCCUCCGUGGAUCACGCUGGCGCUGCAGAAACAGAAGGGCUUCAAGGAACACCAGCAGAGCCAAGACGAGCGCCACAGCAAUAGAGAGGCCAAACUGCCUGAUAAACAGGCCAAAGACAAAGACAGCUGUGUGUUGGUUAGUCCUUCAGAGGGUAAGGGGAGUGGAAACACCAGCCCUCCCAAAUCACAGACAGCGGAGGAAGCCAAGAGACCAGACACCCUCCUGGGCUGCUUUGAGCUCCGGGACCACCUGAAGAAAGCCAACACUCUGCCCAGCACAGUCACAGUUGAUAUUGCAGACUCCACACCAUCGCCCCCUGCAGUGAAGGAGGUGACCAAGCGCUUCCCGUCCACUGACUCUCCCCAGGUGUCCACUGAGCCGGCCUGGUUAGCUCUGGCCAAGCGCAAGGCCAAGGCCUGGAGUGACUGCCCUCAGAUUAUCAAAUAACCUCCUCUCUAACCUCUACACUGCAUCAGUACUGUACACACACUGCCCAUGAACUUUGACCCCUGUCCCAAACCAUCCCGACCUCUCCUCUCUGCCCCUGAUCUGCCCCUGCACUCUAACCUCAACCCAAGCCUCCCCCCAUAACCAUGUACUUGUAUGAUUAAAAGUGUGUUUCACAUUCAUAAUAUAAACACAGUCACACAUUUACAAACACGAACACUCCGUACAAGCAUGCACUUAUACAAACACCUGAAAACACAAACUUUAAGAUUACCUGGCUGUAUGUUAUCAACUAUAUGAUAUCUUCCAACAAGUCAAAAGAUCCUACAGUAGCCAAUCAUGGCCACUGCUGGCCAUUGCAAUAGCCAAUCCCAACCCUUACUUCCCAACAGUAGCCAAUCAAAGCACCACGGCUGUAAAUAGAUCAUGCACUUAACAUAAUACAAGAAAAAAAAGCUUAUGUAUUGAAAAGAUCAAUCCCACAGGUCUGAAAAAGGAUAUAGAUUCUUCAUUCAAGGGUACUUUGGGAACAGUGUUUUAAGGGCUACCAGUAACCAAUAAACCAACAUGACAGAUGUUGUAUCACCCAGUUGUAUCACCCUUAGAACAACAAUAUUUCUGUUACCUUUUCUCGUGGGUAUUAUUUCAAGCACUGAUUUUAACAGUGAUGAAACAAUAUAUUUGUAAUCUCUGAGCCUUGUCUGUGAUGUACAAAAGCUUAUUUUUUUAAACUUGUAUUCAAAAGCAGUACUUAGUAUAACUAUUCUCACUGUGCCCGUGAUGACUGUGACAGCUGUCUAAGAUACUAUAUUGCAAAAAAAAACUAAAAAAAAUCCCUUAACAAAGUUGUUUGAAAAUCACCGCAGUUUGUAAAAUAACACUAAAAUCUGUCAUAAUCAAAUGUCGACUGCACUGAAACACAGCACUAAAGACCAAGGUUCAGGUGGUUGUGAAUUGCACAGUAUUCUCAGCAUUCUAAUGUGUCAUGGAUUUUGCUUUGCUAUGGAAAGAGACUACCUGCCUGCUGUAACAUCCCAUGUGCUCAAGUCACCACUAGUGUGAUGAUCCAUAAGGCCUUUACAAUGUCCUCCAGCAUUUGGAAAGUCACAUUCUCUGAAUCCCAUCAUUAGACAAGUUAAACUAUAUCACAUCCUCUUAAUUUACCUCAAUGUGAUCUGAACCAAUCAGCCCUGCUGUGAGAACCUCUGCUGGGCUGUCUGUUGGUGACUGACAGCAAAUGGAUAUUUCUUCCAUCAUUAUCUUCCUCUCACUACUCAAUGUAAUGAUCUGUAUGUAUGGAUGUAAGUAUGGAUGUAUGUUAGAGGCGGUUUUACCAGGACAUUGGUCAGAAAGAAGCCCGUAAGGCUCAGUCAGUCACUUUGUCAUUUAUUCACCUAUUUUUUACCUUUGGUCGUAUGCAAUAGUGUAGUGUACACAGUGUUGUAUGAAAAAGAAAUUGGGGUAAUAAUUGCACUUUUUUGUCCCACUUAAAAAAGGUAUUCAUGAAAACAUCUUUAAAGUGAUGCAAAUGUUAUGAAUUAUAAAUGAAAUACUGAUGUCUGAA
Salvelinus fontinalis (brook trout) is the source of this 5722-nucleotide messenger RNA. Its product is annotated as capping protein inhibiting regulator of actin dynamics-like. The coding region runs from base 352 to 4158 and encodes 1268 amino acids. The record is from RefSeq and is a predicted model, not a curated record. Gene Ontology annotation, biological process: maintenance of gastrointestinal epithelium; negative regulation of barbed-end actin filament capping. The transcript has 10 exons. NCBI's taxonomy places the organism in Eukaryota, Metazoa, Chordata, Actinopteri, Salmoniformes, Salmonidae.